Messenger RNA from Linum tenue, 270 nucleotides. Lineage: Eukaryota; Viridiplantae; Streptophyta; Magnoliopsida; Malpighiales; Linaceae. The record is from the annotation of a GenBank genome assembly.
CGGUUCUACAGCUUCUCAAGCAUUCUAAAGAAUGGGCUGAAUGAAGCCGAUUACGGGUCGGGGAAGCCAUUAUGGGUUACCAUUCUAGGGUUCACGGCUGAUUAUGCUCCUAUUCCGGACACUGUUAGCCUCAUGGAGGCCACGGCUGGUGAUGAUGAUGGCGCAGUUGAAGCCUGGUUGAACUUGAAUGCAAAGGAGAUGGCUAUCUCUCAACAAGAUCCUCACCUCCUUCAAUAUGCUACUGUUAAUCCCAGCAUCCGACUAUCAUGA